CAGGCCUGGCUUUGCUCCACCUCCUGCUCCUCCCCCCCCACCACCAGUGUCGGGAAUUCCCCCGCCACCUCCUCCUGUAGGAUUUCCAAAUUCAGGGAUGCCGUCUCCACCAUCUCCAUCCUCCUUCCCUCCUCACCCCGAGUUUUUCUGCCCCUCCUCCGCCAUCACCUCCAGCAGCAGAAUACUUCGCUGUGCCUCCGCCACCGUCACCUCAGCCAACCGAUGGUGCGCCUCCCCCUCCUCCACCUCCUCCCCCUCCUGGUCCCCCACCUGUGCCUUCCAGUGGCAUGGAUGGUGCACCAGCUCCACUUCUGCCUCCAGACUCCUCGGCCUCCAAGCCAAAAUCUUCCUUGCCUCCUGUUACUGAUGCCAGAAGUGACUUGCUUUCAGCUAUCCGUCAAGGCUUCCAGCUCCGCAAGGUGGAGGAACAGCGGGAACAGGAGAAGCGGGACGUUGGGGGCAAUGACGUGGCAACGAUCCUCUCUCGCCGCAUCGCUGUGGAAUACAGCGACUCCGAGGAUGAUUCUUCGGAGUUUGGCGACGACUGGUCUGAUUAACCAUGGUCCUGCUCCCCGGGCUCCUCCUCGCUAGCCUGACCCCUUUUUCUUAAAGAGCCAAGUACUUCCUAG
Messenger RNA from Chrysemys picta bellii (western painted turtle), 629 nucleotides. The record is from RefSeq and is a predicted model, not a curated record. Lineage: Eukaryota; Metazoa; Chordata; Testudines; Emydidae.